AUGACCCUAACACCAUACAAGGGGAUCGGGGAACCAAAAGUCCAUGUCACCAAUUUUGAAUCCAUGAUGUUUCUGAACAGUGAUGGCAACCCUAUUUUAUGCCGAUCUUUUUCUACUUUCCUGGAUGGAGCUGCUUUACUGUGGUUUUCUAAUUUGCCUACAGGGUCCAUAACCAGCUUUGACGAAUUUGCCAAAAUGUUUAUCAAUCAUUUUGCAGCAUCCAAGAUUUAUGUGAGAGACUCGGAUUAUCUCAGCACGAUCAAGCAAUGUCCGCAUGAAAGCCUCAAGGAUAACAUGACGCGGUUCACCACGGCGGCCAUGGAAAUCUCCGACUUAAACCCAGAAGUACAAUUGCAUGCUAUCAAGAGUGGCCUACGACCAGGAAAAUUCCAGGAAGCCAUAGUUGUGGCUAAGCCAAAGACGUUAGAAGAGUUCCGAGAUAAGGCCACAGGACAGAUCGAGAUAGAGGAAUUGUGA
Arachis duranensis is the source of this 477-nucleotide messenger RNA. RefSeq lists its product as uncharacterized. Bases 1 to 477 code for a protein of 158 amino acids. The record is from RefSeq and is a predicted model, not a curated record. The transcript has a single exon. NCBI's taxonomy places the organism in Eukaryota, Viridiplantae, Streptophyta, Magnoliopsida, Fabales, Fabaceae.